Messenger RNA from Beauveria bassiana ARSEF 2860, 450 nucleotides. RefSeq names its product MFS monocarboxylate transporter. Bases 1 to 450 code for a protein of 149 amino acids. The record is from RefSeq and is a predicted model, not a curated record. The transcript has 2 exons. Lineage: Eukaryota; Fungi; Ascomycota; Sordariomycetes; Hypocreales; Cordycipitaceae.
AUGUCUGGACGCAUCGCUUCCACGCAGUCUUUCGCCCCAGACCACAUCUCGGCAGAUCAAAACCCUGAAUCUGCUUACACGUCGGAACAAGGCAGCGCUGUAAAGGGGGAGCUUGAUUCUUUGGCGGCUAAUCCCCCGCCAACGCCAACCACUGAGCCCAUUCCCAACGGCGGGUGGAAAGCAUGGCUUCAGGUCUUUGGAGCGCAUCUGCUCUUCUUUAACUCUUGGGGCAUCAUCAACACAUUCGGUGCCUCCCAGGCUUACUACGAAAGCGGCCUGCUACGCUCGCACUCCGGCUACCAAAUCUCAUGGAUUUGCACUUUUCAGGGCUUCCUUCUGAUCCUGUUCAAUUCAGUGGCGGGAUUAUAUUUUUUGCCACAAAUGGUGUUUGCUGGUGCCGUUGCAUUUGCUAGCAUUGUCGACAUGAAGAGGAGAUCGAAGCCCUGGUAG